Molecule: messenger RNA, 2236 nt
Organism: Sturnus vulgaris (Common starling)
Lineage: Eukaryota; Metazoa; Chordata; Aves; Passeriformes; Sturnidae
Gene: THBD
Product: thrombomodulin
Cellular component (GO): membrane
Molecular function (GO): calcium ion binding; transmembrane signaling receptor activity
Source: RefSeq, a predicted model, not a curated record
AUGACCAAGUUCCUAAAACUGCUCUCCCCGUGUUCCCUGGCCGCUGCCGGCCCCCCCCGCGCUGCCGGGCGGGCCCCGCCGGGGCGGAGCCGCCGGGAGGAUGCGGGAGGGGACCCGGGCCGGCGGGGCGGGGGCGGGGGCAGCGCCCGGCCGGGAUUCACCGCCGCGGUCACUCCUGGCCCCGCGGGCGCUUCCUUCCCCCGCCGGGGCGGCUAUAAAGGGGGCGGCCGGGAGGAGCGGCCCCAGCUCAGCUCCGGGCGCCGCCGGCCGCCCCCUCCGCGGGCCAUGCGGCCACCGCCGCUGCCGCCGCUGCCGCUGCUGCUGCUGCUGCUCGGGACGGCGGUGCUGGCCCAGCCCCGGGAGCUGUCGCCCGCGGGCGCGCAGUGCCUGGAGCACGAGUGUUUCGCCGUGUUCUGGGCGUCCCGGACCUUCUCCGGAGCCAACGAGGGCUGCGGGCGGGGCGGGGGGCACCUCAUGACCGUGCGCUCCACCGUGGCCGAGGAGGCGAUCGCGCUGCUGCUGCAGAACCGCGAGGGGCGUCUCUGGCUGGGGCUGUCGCUGUCGCCCUCCUUGUCGUGCACCGAGCCCAGCCGGCUGCUCCGAGGCUUCAGAUGGGUCACGGGCGACCGCAACACCGAUUACACCAACUGGGCGCCGUCGGGGCAGCGCUGCGGAGAGCGCUGCGUGACCGUGUCCCGGGAGCUGCGCUGGGAGGAGCGGCGCUGCGAGGAGCCGGCCGACGGCUUUCUGUGCCAGUACACCUACGGAGGCAGCUGUCCCCGCCUGGCAGCGCCGCCCGGCGUCCCCGUCACCUACGCCACCCCGUUCGGCGCCCGCGGAACCGAGUUCCUGGCGCUGCCGCCGCUCAGCGCCGCCUUCGUCCCUGAGCUGGGGCUGGAGCUGCGCUGCGAGGAUGGGGAAGGCGCGGGGCCGCGCUGGGGCCGCGACGCUCCCGGAGCGUGGCCGUGCGGGCUGGGAGGCGGUGGCUGCGCGGGGACGUGCGCGGAGGAGGGCGGGCGGCCGCGCUGCUCCUGCCCCGAGGGCACCGUGCUGGGCACGGACGGGCGCGGGUGCCGCUCGCCCUGCGAGGGGGCGCAGUGCCAGCAUCACUGCGUGGUGGCCGGGGACUCCUUCGUGUGCAUGUGCGCCACCGGCUACCGGCUGGCGGCCGACGGCGUCAGCUGCGAGGACAUCGACGACUGCGCCAGCGAGCCCUGCCCGUGCGAGCAGAAGUGCGUGAACACCCAGGGGGGCUUCCAGUGCCAUUGCCACAGCGGCUACACCAUGGUGAACGGGAGCUGCCAGCCCCUGCCGCUCUGCUGGAAGGCGCCGUGCCAGCAGCUCUGCGAGGAGUUGCCCCAGGGCUACCGCUGCGCUUGCCACCCGGGCUACGCGCCGGACCCGCGGAACGCCACCCUGUGCCGCCUGUACUGCAACACCACCGAGUGCCCGGCCGUGUGCGACGCCGGCGGGGGCUGCGACUGUCCCGAGGGCUUCCUGCUGGACGACGAGAAUCUGUGCGUGGACAUAGACGAGUGCGAGAGCGACCACUGCCCCUUCAACUGCACCAACACGCCCGGCGGCUACCAGUGCCACUGUCCCCAGGGCUUCGAGCUCCGCGACGCCGACUGCGUGCCCAUCCUGGGCGGGGACGGCGAGGAAGAGUUCUCGGGAGAUGCCGAGCCCGUCCUGCCCACGCCCGCGCCCAGCCGGCAGCCGCCGAAAGCGGAGCGGCUGCACCCCGGGGUGCUGGUGGGCAUCGCCGCGGGUGCCCUGCUGAGCCUGGGGGCCCUGCUGGCCCUGGGCUUCCACCUGGCCAGGAAGCGCUGCCGCUCCCACGGCUCCAUGGAUUACAAGUACAGCGGCCCCAGCGAGAAGGAGCUGGGGCUUCAGCCCGUCCCCUCGGCGCAGAAGCCGUAGGGACAGCGGGACAGGACGGACUCUGCCAGGCCGAACUGGGUGACGUUUAAUUCCCCCCCGCUCCUCCCCGUCCCGCUGCUCCCCGGCUGGAAUUUGGGAACGAUCAUCCGGGAAAAGCUGUGAUCACCCCGCUCCCAGAAAAUACUCUCUGCUGCUACCCGGCCGGCUCUUGGAAUGCUGGCGCCGGAGAGCGCAGAACACCCAGAGGCUGCGCCUUUCCCGCUCCCUUGGAGUUCAGCUUUCCCUUUUCCCGAGCCGGGAAAACCUCGAGGAAAAACCGCGAGGAGGGACAGCUCCGUGGGGAAGUGACUCGAAA